AGCUUGGACACGCGAAACACACACCCCACAGCGAGUUAGCUGUAGGUUUUGCGAUCUAUUUCGUUUGCCAAGGAACCCCCUCGAAGCAGCAACAGCAACAGCAGCAGCAGAACGGUGGGGUCGAUUGUGGUAGGUCUUCUCCUCCGGUGCAUGAAACUCCGCUUGAAGGCAAACCCGUGAGUUUCGAUCCUGCACAACAAUAGCUCCCGCAACGAAUUGGCAAAAAACUUGGAGAAGGGAACUGCUGACGACUGCUAUUGACGUCAACCUUCGAGCUGAACUGAAGCUGAACACCUGCGGUUCAUCUUGCGCAAACACAUCUAGACACUACCCCCGAAAGUAAAAUGAGACGACCGAGCGAAUCCGAUUUCAACAAAUCACAUCUACCAGAUGUGGACGAAGAAAGCGAAACCGAUCUGGCGUUCGAGCGGCCUGUGUCGGCUCGAUCGUCCCACUCGCCGGAUUCCGGCUUCAAAAGCUUCCGUUCCGAUCGCAAGACUUCCAGCGCCUCCACCGGCUCCGAUGUGUACUGGGAGGCAACCGGAAGACGCCGAAGCUCAGACCAAGGAGCCGUACUGACGACGGAUACCGACAGCUUCAUCAUCGGCCAGCGUGUCUGGGUCGGAGGAAUCCGCCCAGGUCAGAUAGCCUACAUCGGCGAGACGCAUUUUGCCCCAGGCGAAUGGGCAGGCGUGGUAUUGGACGAACCGAACGGCAAGAAUGAUGGUUCAGUCGCCGGAAAGCGCUACUUCCAGUGUGAACCGAAGAAGGGCGUCUUCUCACGGCUUACUCGGCUUACCCGAGACGCCCUGGCCAGCGGUGGGGCUGGAGACUCCGCCGUCACCACACCACUUGAUGCCAGCUUCCGUUCGCUGACGUCACCGGCUCGAUCCGGUACCGUCUCGCCAACGCACAGCGUCCAGAGCUACGCCAGCAAAUCACCGGCCAUCGCCGGAACGGCCACACUGAACGUUGGCGACCGAGUUAUCGUAUCGUCCGGGUUCGGUUCCCGGCCGGGCAUCCUGAAAUUCAUCGGGGAAACGCAAUUUUCCAGCGGCACCUGGUGCGGCGUACAGUUGGAUGAGGCAAGCGGCAAGAAUGAUGGCACAGUCGAGGGAGUCAGGUACUUCGAGUGUCCGGCCAAGUGUGGUAUAUUUGUGCCGAUUGCCAAGGUCACGCUGUCACCGUCAGCCCGCAAGACGUCCGCCCGAUUGUCCCGGGCCAAUUCGAAGGAAUCGCUCAACUCGAUGGCCACGAUGAGCUCGAUCGCCACCACGGCCACUUCUCGGCUUCGGAUGAGUGCACAGAGGAGGAAGAAAUCAACGGUCAGCAGCGCAGUGCCGUCGACGCCGAAAGCUUCCUUUUCGCUGCAGGAUGUCCUCCGGGAGAAGCAAAACCACAUCGAGCAGCUCAUGCAGGAGCGGGAAAUUGAUCGUGAGGAAACAGCAAACCAAUCGAUUAUGUAUCAGAAGAACAUUACACAGCGCGAUACCACCGACAGCGAGGUAGGCCGCUGGGCCGAGCUGGUACGACGGCGCGCCCUCCGGAUUGCCGAUCUCCGACGCGAGUUCCAAGGCUGGCAUGGAAACCACGAGCGACACUGCAUCCUGCACGACGUCCUGCUGGCUUAAGGGCGGAACGUAGGUCUGCUGGGUUGAGGCGCUUUUCCUGCCCGGCGGGAGUCGGCUCCCUAUUAGCUAGCUGGCUGCGUGUAUCGACCAUCGAGCAUACAAUAAUCGCACCCAAUCUGACGUGCAGACCCAGAGGACGGCAGACACAUACACACACACACACACAGACGGUGACGUUUGUGGCUGGGGAUCGAACCGUUUGCAGCUGGUUUGGACAACGUUCUUCUCCACGGUCACAAACUAAUCCCGCGAAAGAAAUUGAGAGGGAGCCGCCAUGGGCAUUAGGGCAGAAGAAUAAAGUACGGCAGAAAACGUUGCGGUUUGGCUGGCUGACAUUCGAAAGCAUCAUUCCCUUGUCUCUAUCUCUCUGACACAACAGACAUACAAGUACGCGAAAACUUCCCUAUUUACAACAAAAAAAUGCGGCUGCUAACAUGCCCCGACCAGCUGGCAAGUUUUUAAGGUAGAUUUUAAGGCUUUCAUGGAAAACAUUACUGUUAUGGCGACAUUUUAUAAAUGCGGCAAUUAAAACGAAGCUUGCUUAAUUUUGAAC
Molecule: messenger RNA, 2184 nt
Organism: Anopheles nili
Lineage: Eukaryota; Metazoa; Arthropoda; Insecta; Diptera; Culicidae
Product: restin homolog
Exons: 11
Coding region: 345-1631 (428 amino acids)
Source: RefSeq, a predicted model, not a curated record